Molecule: messenger RNA, 2655 nt
Organism: Anguilla anguilla (European eel)
Lineage: Eukaryota; Metazoa; Chordata; Actinopteri; Anguilliformes; Anguillidae
Product: ly6/PLAUR domain-containing protein 1-like
Exons: 3
Coding region: 389-802 (137 amino acids)
Biological process (GO): acetylcholine receptor signaling pathway
Molecular function (GO): acetylcholine receptor inhibitor activity
Source: RefSeq, a predicted model, not a curated record
CGAACGAUUUAGACACCGCAACAGAGACAUGCGCAGACCAUGCAGCAUCCCGCUUACUUGCCGGUCUCAAACUCGUCGGGUUUGCGUGAUGGGUCUAGUUAAUAUGCAUGUCUACGGAUGAAGUCAGUGGGGGCGUUGUCCCAACCUCAUUUACAGUGACAGACGGCCUCUGUGAUGAGAGCUGCUACUGCCCUCGCAUGUAAACCAAGUUGAAAGAACUUAAGUCUUUCUUGCGAAACUGUCAGUGCUGUCGGAGCUACUGGUGGGUCCGGUACUGUCAUGAAAUACUGCUUCUGCUAAAAAUUUACUUGGCUGAAGGAUGACUUUUGUCUUUUAAAACCCUCGCGCUUUCGAAGACAGCGAGCGAGCUGUCGAUGGAGAUGGGAAAAUGCGGCUGCUGGUAUUCUACGUUGCCUUCUGUGGAUGUGUUUUCAGCUCUGCUUGGCCCUUGCAGAUGCAGUGUUACCACUGUGAGGAGAACCUGCUGGGCAACGACUGCUCCGCCCCCCAGUUCAUUGUCAACUGCACCACCAACAUCCAGAACGGCUGUCAGAAGGAGGUCAUAGUGGGGGUGAACGGUGUGUCGUACCGCAAGGCCUGCGCCUCGUUCACCACCUGCCUGGUGGUGUCGGCGGGGUACCAGUCCUUCUGCUCCCCGGGCCGCGUGGGGUCCGUGUGCAUCAGCUGCUGCAACACGCCCCUCUGCAACGGGCCACGCCCUCCCCGCAUCUCCCUGGCGUCCGCCCUCCGGCCCCUCCCGCCCCUCCUGCUCCUCACCGGGACGCUGGCCACUCUGCUCUGAUCGGGACAACCCUACUCGGCCCCCGCCCCCGCCCCCCCCCCACCGCCACCCCCAUCCCCAUCCCAGCCCGUCCCAGCCCAGCCGAGAGGAAAGCUCAGACAGGGUUGCUUUCUUUUGUCGUUUGUCAGAAGUCGGAGAUGUACAGCGCUGGACGGACCUCGCGCAAAAACCACACAGGCCUUCUCGGCCGCGGCGGCGCGGCUCGCUAGCAGAAGCGCGGCUCGCUAGCAGAAGCGCGGCUCGCUAGCAGAAGAGCGGCUCGCUAGCAGAAGAGCGGCUCGCUAGCAGAAGAGCGGCUCGCUAGCAGAAGCGCGGCUCGCUAGCAGAAGCGCGGCUCGCUAGCAGAAGCGCGGCUCGCUAGCAGAAGCGCCGCUCGCUAGCAGAAGCGCCGCUCGCUAGCAGAAGCGCGGCGCGGAGCGGCGUGAUGAGGGGCGAUCUGCGGAGGCGGACGGUUUUUGGCAGCCGCCGUCCGUCCAUUUGUUCGGCGUGACUCAUUUUUUGACGCUGGCCCAAAGCGGGCAGGUGCAGUCCAGGAAUCUGGAACGGCCUCGUCUGCGCCGCGAUGGGCCGUUAAACGUUUUACGAGGCCUCCGAUUGCUCGCCGCCGAAUUGGACGGGGGGGGGGGGGGGGGGUCGGCGAAUGUCCGUCCCAGAAUGUAAAACAACCAGAACCACAUCCAAGCCACCGAGUGUCAAUAGAAGGCCUGUCGUGUCCCAGCUCUAAACACUGGCAGUGCACGGUGCUGUACCACUUACAUUUGACACUAGCCCUGACAACGUAUUAAGGACCGUCUGGUCCCAGGUAAAAGGUGCCAGCUGAUAGUGGCCGUAUUUCACAGAGCAGCUACAAGUAAGAGAGGUGAACUUAAGCGUGAGUCCACGAAGCAGUUAUUUUAAUAGUUAUUAUAUUCUAAAUCAUAAACUGAAACGGGGAAUGUGACUGUAAAUACCACUCCAAAAACAGUAAAAAAAAAAAAGACAGAGCAGUUCAUUCCAGUUUCAGCCUAAUAAAGUGAUAAAGUUUGUAUUAGAUGUUUCCAUCAGAAUUUCAAAGUGAAUUUACUUGUGUGCAAUUGUCCAACACCCAAUCCAAGGCAGAUGUUUCUAAAUGACUGCUGCAAUCUCUGCCAGCCCCCACAUUUUGCAGCUAGUGAUGACUUGAAUUAAUCAUUUACAUAUAAGAAUGAUAGUUUUGUUUUGCAGCCAAGGUGCAGAUUGCGACUGUUUCACAUGCCUCGUUGCAGAUUCAAACCUGUUAAUUUGCAUUUUCCCUUCUGUUUGCAUGUUGAAAUAGUAAACUCGCUAAGGCCUAGCGUUUUUAUGAAGGCAACAAAUUUUUAUGUGCAGUGUUUCUACUUGUUAACUUUCAAAAUUGAGAAUCAGUAUUCAAGUCACAUAAAUUCACACUAAUUGAAAUAGUGAUGUUUAGUUGUGGAUGAUGCUUGUUCAAUAUCAUCACUUAAUUGCAGAAAAUUACACACACACAGGCUUGGAUUGAAUCAACAUUUGCCAUUAACUUUGCCUUAUCAUUAAAUGCCUUUGCCAAACAGUUUGGCAAAUCCAUUUUUCCGAUUACAAAACUACCCAAACUGUCUGUGAAGGAAGACUUGCAUUAAAUAGUGUCAAAUUUAAGGACAAAUGUUGAUUGAAUUCAGUCCACAAACACACAAUGAAGGCAUGUCACUGUAUUUUUGUUUGUGGUAGAACACUUACUGUGCAAUGUGGUCUGUGUGGUGCCGUGUUGGACUAUAGUGUUGUGGUGCACAAAAUCAAAUAAUUAAUAUAUUAUAUAUGUUACCUUUAAUGUGUAACAUUUGAAAGAGCCCUUCUAAAUAAAGUCACUUUUGGACAAA